Cinclus cinclus is the source of this 1494-nucleotide messenger RNA. RefSeq names its product WASP family member 3 (gene WASF3). Gene Ontology annotation, cellular component: cytoskeleton; SCAR complex. The record is from RefSeq and is a predicted model, not a curated record. Bases 1 to 1494 code for a protein of 497 amino acids. Gene Ontology annotation, biological process: positive regulation of Arp2/3 complex-mediated actin nucleation; actin cytoskeleton organization. The transcript has 8 exons. NCBI's taxonomy places the organism in Eukaryota, Metazoa, Chordata, Aves, Passeriformes, Cinclidae. Gene Ontology annotation, molecular function: actin binding; protein kinase A regulatory subunit binding; Arp2/3 complex binding.
AUGCCUUUGGUGAAAAGGAACAUUGAACCACGGCAUCUCUGCCGAGGAGCUCUGCCAGAGGGAAUUACAAGUGAACUGGAAUGUGUAACAAAUAGCACACUUGCUGCUAUCAUACGCCAGCUAAGCAGCUUAAGCAAACAUGCUGAAGACAUAUUUGGUGAAUUGUUUAAUGAGGCCAACAGCUUCUACAUCAGGGCAAAUUCCCUCCAAGACAGAAUUGAUCGCCUUGCUGUCAAAGUCACCCAGCUGGAUUCAACAGUGGAAGAGGUAUCCUUACAGGACAUCAACAUGAAAAAAGCAUUCAAGAGCUCAACAGUUCAAGACCAGCAGGUAGUUUCAAAGAACAGCAUUCCGAACCCGGUGGCUGAUAUUUAUAAUCAAAGUGAUAAACCACCACCUCUGAAUAUUCUUUCACCUUAUAGGGAUGAUAAGAAAGAUGGAUUGAAGUUCUAUACUGAUCCUUCCUAUUUUUUUGAUCUUUGGAAAGAAAAAAUGUUACAAGAUACUGAAGAUAAGCGAAAAGAAAAGAGGAGACAAAAGGAGCAAAAGCGUAUAGAUGGCACCACCCGUGAGGUGAAAAAGGUUAGAAAAGCCAGGAACAGACGCCAGGAGUGGAAUAUGAUGGCAUAUGACAAAGAGCUUAGACCUGACAACAGGUUGUCUCAAAGUGUGUACCAUGGAGCAUCUUCCGAGGGAUCACUGUCCCCAGAUACUAGGUCACAUGCAUCUGAUGUUACAGAUUAUUCUUAUCCUGCUACUCCGAAUCAUUCCCUCCAUCAGCAGAUAGCAAUGCCUUCCUAUGGAGCAGGAGAUGGUCCACAGUACAUGGCAGCAUCCCAAAGCCAUGAGCAUGAAUACAGACCACCCUCCACCACUGUACGACACGCCACUUUAAACAGACCUCAGCAGCCACCUCCACCUCCACCCCAGCCUUCAGAUGGCCAGCACAGCUCAGUACCUGUGGUACCAGCAGAAUAUGGGAUGCUUCCAGCUCAGAUGGUGGAUUAUUACAAUCCUACAGGUCCUCCCCCUCCUCCUCCCCCACCUAUGAUUCCUUCAGCACAAACUGCAUUUGUUAGUCCCCUUCAGCUUCCUGUACCACCUUCCCAUUCUGGACUGGUGACUGGCUCUACAUAUGCAGCUACUCAUCCUCCUCCUUCUGGUGGGCUUGUUGUCACUGCUCCUCCUCCUCCCGGCCCACCUCCUCCCCCUCCAGGCCCUCCUACUGCAGGUGCAUCCCUCUCUUCCUCCCCCAUGCACGCUCCUCCAGCAUCGGAGGCGAAGCAGGCACCGAUGAGCGAUGCACGGAGUGAUCUUCUGGCUGCCAUCAGGAUGGGAAUUCAGCUGAAGAAGGUGCAGGAGCAGCGUGAGCAGGAGGCGAAGCGCGAGCCCGUGGGCAAUGACGUGGCCACCAUCCUGUCGAGGCGCAUUGCCGUGGAGUACAGCGAUUCCGACGAUGACUCCGAGUUUGAUGAGAACGACUGGUCAGAUUGA